Molecule: messenger RNA, 7810 nt
Organism: Motacilla alba alba
Lineage: Eukaryota; Metazoa; Chordata; Aves; Passeriformes; Motacillidae
Gene: IGDCC3
Product: immunoglobulin superfamily DCC subclass member 3
Exons: 13
Coding region: 142-2592 (816 amino acids)
Biological process (GO): cell-cell adhesion; axon guidance
Cellular component (GO): axon; plasma membrane
Molecular function (GO): protein binding
Source: RefSeq, a predicted model, not a curated record
CCCCUCCCCUCUCCCGCCCGCCCCACAGCUGGGGGUGGUUCUCGCCUGGCCGCCCUCACUCCUCCCCUCCCUCCUUCUCUGCCGGCGGGCUGCUCCCUCCCCGUGGGGCGCAGGGAGGCGAGCCCGCCCGCCCGGGAUGCCAUGGCUCCGCCGGGCUCCGCGCUGCCCGCCUGCCUGCUGGGGCUGCUGCUGCUUGUCUGCCGCGGAGAUUUUGGCCGUUCCUCUGAGCUGGCAUUCGUUGUGGAGCCUAGUGAUGACAUAGCUGUGCAGGAGCAACCCUUGAUCCUCUACUGCCAGGUGGAGGGCAUCCAGCCCAUCACCAUCACGUGGCGGAAGAACGGCGUGAUGAUCGUGGACAGUGAGAAUGCCUUUAUGUUGGCCAACGGGUCUCUCUACGUCUCCCGCUUCCAGAGGGUCCGGGGAGAUGGGUCGUCAGAUGAAGGCGAGUACGACUGCAUGGCACAGAACCACUACGGGCUGCUGGUGAGCCGGAAGGCAAAGAUUCAGGCAGCAACAAUGUCUGACUUCCACAUCCACCCUCAGAAUGCAGUGGUGGAGGAAGGCGGUGUAGCAAGAUUCCAGUGCCAGAUCCACGGCUUGCCUGAGCCAGUCAUCCUAUGGCAUAAGAACAGCAUGCCAGUCAACACAGACAAUGAAAGGUACACGCUGCUUCCCAAGGGGGUUCUCCAGAUAACGGGGCUGAGGGCAGAAGACAGUGGCAUAUUUCACUGUGUUGCCACCAAUAUUGCUAACGUGAAGUUCAGCCGGGAGGCCCGGCUCACCGUGUCAGGCUCCCACUCCACCGUGUACAAGGACCCCAUGAUCCUUGUGGGCCCGGAGAACCUGACGCUGACCGUGCACCAGACGGCAGUGCUGGAGUGCAUCGCCACCGGCAACCCCCGGCCCAUCGUCUCCUGGAGCCGCCUCGAUGGCCGCCCGAUUGGCGUGGAGGGGAUCCAGGUGCUGGGCACAGGAAACCUCAUGAUCUCGGACCUCACAGUGCAGCAUUCUGGCAUCUACGUGUGCGCCGCCAACAAACCUGGCACGCGCGUGCGCCGCACCGCACAGGGCAGCCUCGUCGUGCAAGCCCCAGCAGAGUUUGUGCAGCAUCCCCAGUCCAUUUCCAGACCUGUGGGGACUACUGCCAUCUUCACAUGUGUGGCCCAAGGGGAACCCCCUCCCCAGAUCACGUGGCUGAGGAACGGGCAGAUCCUGGAGACCAGCGACCACAUCAAGCUGAAGAAUAACAACAGCACUCUCUCCAUCUAUGGGAUCAACCAGGCAGAUGAAGCCAUCUACCAGUGCCUGGCUGAGAACAGCGCGGGCUCCACGCAGGCCAGCGCCCGCCUCACCGUGCUGUGGGCUGACGGGCUGCCCAGCCCUCCUCAGAGCGUGAGGGCAGAGACUGUCUCUGCAACCACCAUCCAGGUGUCCUGGGAAAAGCCCCUGCAGAACACCAAGGAGAUCAUUGGCUACGUGCUGCACAUCCGGAAAGCUGCAGAUCCCGUAGAGAUGGAGUACCAGGAGGCUGUUAGCAAGAGCACCUUCCAGCAGCUAGUGACUGAUCUGGAACCCUCGACCAGCUACAGCUUUUACAUAAAGGCUUACACCUCCCGGGGUGCCAGCAAAGCCUCAGAAGUCACAGUGGUGAGCACGCUGGGGGAAGUCCCAGCCAUGCCAUCCCUCUUUAUUAAAGUCAUUAACAGCACCACUGUGCAGGCAACGUGGGAGCCCUCCAUCAAACUGGGCCAGCACGAAGGCUUCAAGCUGUAUUACCGCAAAGUCCACCUCUCCCAGUACACAGGGCCAGUGCUCCUGGCCAGCAACAUCACAGCCUACAACAUUACCCACCUGGACGCGUCGGUGGUGUACGAAGUCAAGCUCCUUGCCUACAACCAGCAUGGGGAUGGAAACUCCACCGUCCGCUUUGUGUCCCUGAGGGAAACUGUGGAGAGGACAGUGCUGAAUCCUCCCUGCGACUGCAUGAAGGACGAGCAGAACAAUAAAACCUCCACAACCGGCAUCAUCAUCGGGAUCCACAUCGGCGUCACGUGCAUCAUAUUCUGCAUCCUCUUCCUUAUGUUUGGGUACCGAGGAAGGCUGCUGAUGUGCAAAAAUGUGCAGGAGCAGCUGUCAACCCCUCAGAUUCCCCGGAGCCAGCGGAGUGCCACAGGCCUUGUCCUGAACGGGGCCACUCGUAGAGACAGAGAUGACCGGGACUUGAACGGAAAGCAGCUGGAUAUGAACGAGCUGGAGAGAUUAUUCCCAGCAUCCCCAUCCCAGGAGCAGCAGGAAAAGGGAAUAACGGUAAGUCCAGCAGCAUGGGAGCACACCUGGCUGUGCAUUGGAGAGCUGUCACUGUCACUGUCAAUGCAUUGUCCCCUUCUCUCUCUCUCCAGUCGGCUCACAGCCUGUCAGCCCCCCAUGAUGAAACCCAGAUCUCCACACUCCCUCUGGAUGAGUUCAGCAUCAUUGAGGAGCAGCCAGACCCCCUCCCAAAAAACCCCCAUGGCAGCAGUCCUGCUGCUCCGGCUCCCAACCACGGUCCUGCCAAUGAAGGAUAAAACUGCCAAGACUCGAAGCCUCUUGUAGGAGUUACCAGAAACCAAACCCGCGGCUGGUGAUGUCUUUACAAGUUGUCAAUCUCAGGUCAAUUGAAGAUUUCUAUGGUCUGAUUGUUAUUUUUUUGUUUUGCUUUAUUUUUAUAUAUAUAUAUAAAUAUAUAUAUAUAUAUAUGUAUACAGCCUUUUGGAAACUGUGUGAAGUUUAGCUUUCUGACCUCUCUUGAGCCUUUCAAUGUGUUUCUUCCGAUGAUGGCUGUCUGGAGACUGGUCACGAUGGAUUUUCCCCACAGCUGCUACGUAACAGACUCCUUGGCAGAGUUUUGCAAACUCUCCAGUCUCUGACAGACUGGGGAUACAGUGGAGCCCCCAUCUCUUAGCAUCCUGAACUUUUUCCUGAUCAGCAGCUUUAGGACUACUUUUCGGAUCUAUUUUUUAUUUCUGAAGACUGGAUUUGGAAAAAUCCUUCUAACUUGACUCCAAAAAUUGAGGCCUAGGAAGGCUGUCUCUCCGUGGAUUUGAUGAUUUUGUACACUUUUGCUAUUUCUCAGGAUACUUUUUUUGCUGACUGACUCUAAAUAAUAUGAAAAAAAAGUUAAAAAAAAAAAGUGUGUGUGUGUCAAAGGAUGCCUGAGGGCUACUGAAAGACAUGGACAGACAACCCGAGUGAACUCAGAACCUACCUCAACCGGAAUGAAUGUCUUCUGGGAAGCAGAAAUACCUGUGUCUUCCUUCUUGUUCAAACAAACAAGUAGCGUAGCACUUGGUCAGUACAAGCAUGGUCCUACCUCAGCAGUCACGUUCUGUACCUGCCACCUUGGUGGCUUCCUUGUUGUCGUUCCCAUGUAAAGCACUUCCAAACCUUUGAAAGCAAUGUUCUACCUCAAGCGUGAGAGAAACUUAUGUGUGUGUGUGUGCGUGUGCGUGUGUGUGUGUCCUCCCCUCUCCCUCAAUUCCUGCCUCUCCCACCCAGCCCCACAUGAAGCACGAUGCUUCACCGGUGUUAUGAGCUUUACUUUUGGGGGCUCCAGUGUGAUUUUGUGUGGCGGAGAUUCGUGUUGUGGUUUUUUACUUUAAAAAUUGUUGGGGAGGUCACAGACAAGCAGUGUGAUGCCCUUUGGCUCCCUGGCACCACUGCCUUUCCAGGGCUGAUUUGGGCACUGGUCCAUCCUGGGUUUGAAGGGAUGGGGUACUCAGAUUGCAGUGCUGGGGCUAGAGCACCCUUCUGCCCCAUCAGUGGGCUGCUUCCCAAGGCUGAUUCUCAGCAGGAUGAUCUAUGGCGUGUGCUGGCACAAGCAGCACAACACACCCUUGGGAGGUGGGACCCUGGACAUCACUGUCUUGUCCCAAAGCCCACCCUACUAACAGGAGCACCUGUGGGGAAACCCCAGUAGAGUACUUCCAGAACCCCUUGAGAUGCUACUGAGCUUCUCCCAGCUUCUCCAGCACCUUUCCAGCCACAGAACGUCCAAAGGAUGAGUGGAGCCAAAAAGGGCUCGGUUCCUUGGGAGGGACAAGGCAAGGAGGAUGCUGGGGGCUGCCAGAGCUGCCCCUUCCCCAUGCCCACGGUGGGCAGAGGAGCUCCUGACACCAAAGAGAGGGUUUGUCCCCUCCAGAGAUCAACCACCAACCUGACGCUGUGGAGGUUGGGUUUUCCUGGUGUGGUGCAGCCUUGUGAGUCAGUGUGUGACCAGCAUCGUCCAUGGGUGAGAUGGGGGUACACACGGGGGACAGGGACACCAGAUGCCAGCUGGUGCCAGAGGGCAGCCUUUUCCCUGCUGUGUGAGGUGGUUAAAUCAGGCAUAUGUGAAGGUUUGAUCUUUUUGUGUAGGUGGUGGUAAAUCAAAUGUUGCUGUAUUUGGAAGGACAGUGAACGGAAUCAGGAAAGGAAAUUAGUUUAAGUUUUAAAAAAGUAUGAAUUGUAUUUUUUUAAAUGGUACCAGUGGGAGAGUCCCUUGUGUCAAAAACACCCCUGUCACCUGCCCAACUGGCAAUGGGAUGCAACCAAUGGCUGUGUAAAUAGUACAAUAUACAGGAGGCUGAGCAAAUGCCUCUUCCCUGAGCUGAGUCCUGGUGCUGGGCAGGGUUACCUGGGAGCAGAACUCUGUCCUCAUCCAGCUUGGCCCAAGCAGAUGUAAUGACACCAACUUCAAGAGCAAGGAGCUGUUCAGGCUCGGUGUUCCUAGCCCUCUUCCAUUAAAAUUCGUCCUCCUAUAGACAUCAUGCAGAACAGAAAAGAUGCAAAGGGUUAAAUUUUGGCAUUAACACCCCCAAACAGCCUUUCCCCACCCCACCAAAGAGGCUAAAUGGGCUGUCAGACGAUCCCUGCUCACACCUGUGAUGCUGGACCUGGAGACAGCCUGGGGAGGGACUGUGGGGGACAGUGCUGUGUGAGACCAAGAGCACAGCCCAACCCAUCACAGGAGCCAGAGGAUGCCAGGGUUAGGGCAAGGCAGGAGGGAGGAGAAGACACCAAACAGCUCAAGUUAUAACCUCAUAUCAAAGACAACCUGAUCCUCUCCUGCCAUCCCACUCCCACUCCAGCCCAGUUUUUCUUUUUAUUGUUUCUUUGUGUGUGUAACGCCGCCGUUCACAUUGAAUAAGUACCGUUGCCAAAGUGAACACAGAACCUAGAGUAGUGUUCAGCUCAGACUUCCUGGAGCUGUGAACAUGCUAUUAAUUUAAUAUCAUAUUAUUGUGAUAUUGUAAUAGUAACAAGUAUUUGUCACUACUUCCUUUUAUUAAAGGGAAAUUCUGUGCCAUUUGACUAGUUGGAAUACAAUAGUAUGUCAAGAAUAUAGAGUUUUUUCUUUUGUUGUUUUUUAAUUAUGCAGAAACAUGGUGGCUUAAACCAAUGCAGAUUCUGUGUUGCUUUGAGAUGGUUGAAGAUGGAUGUAAAUCUUUAAAGACUAUUUUUUAGAUGUUUAGCUUUUCCUCUUUUUUGGGGUUUCUUUUUUGCUCUUAUCAAUUCAUACCAUUGGGACCAAACACAGACGGUUGUCGCAGCUCAGUCCCUGAAAGGAUGAGGCUGAAGUCUGAUGAUCCAUGAGGAUCCAUGAUCUUCUUUAAAUUAUCUAAGUCCACCAAACUGGGCAAAAAAACCCACUCAAAAUUACAUAUUGGCUUUGUGCCUCUGGCUGCCACUAAGCUGGAAAAGCGACAUGUAACAGCCCCACUCACUGUACUGCAGUGCUGGAACGGGGCUGGAGGCAAAACUGUCCCAACCCAAAACUUGGGAAAACAUCACCUAGCGUAUGUCUGGCCCUUAAUUUGGGAAAUGAGAAGGAAAAAAGAAUGGAAAAAAUCAUUUAAAAAGAGCUUGUGUUUGGUUUCAGCAUGGGGGACAGUCUGUCCUUUGUUCAUCCAAACUGCUGCCCUGGUUUUGAAGCAAACUGAUGGAAUUUUAUUCUGUGUUCGGGGCACAGUUGUACUCCAGUAGACAAGUUGUACUUGGGUAGACACGUUGUAUUUGGGUGCGUGUGGGACAGCAGGUCCCAGUGUGUGGCACAUGGGCUGUGCCACAGGAAAGGGGUCGAGGCAUCAUUUGAUGUCCCCAGACCAGAGGCUGAGGCAGCCAGACAGUCCCAGGGUGGUUCCCAGGGCCUUUCACCAUCAGCACCCACCUGCCAGCCAAGGCAGCACUCCCUUCACACUCCUUUACACACCACAACGUUUAAGGAACAGCUUGCCAGGUUUCUUAUUCCCUUUUUUCCCCCCCACUUUUUCCUGAUGGGAGGAAUCAGUUCUACCCAGAGAUAGAACCACUGGAUGACAGGCAGGUGUUGGAUCUGGUACAAACUGCUGGAAACUGCCUGUGUUUGGGGUGGGAAUCUGAUCCUGUAGUAUUUUUCAAAUAAUUACACUAAUUCAACCUGUUGCCUUUUCUCAGCUGAUCCCAAAAAACCUCUUAUUUUCUGGCUGUAGUGAGAUGAAAUUAUUGGAAGGAAUAAAUAUCCAAAAGCUGAUUUUUUUUUAUUUUUUUUAUUUUUGGUAACCCAUAAUGGGCACAACCUAUUCUUGGAGAUCUCAAGUUAACCAGAGAUGGCUGCUUCCUCAGGGAUAGUAUCCACAUUGUCUUUAGUUGAACAGGGAAUAGUUUUAUGCUGUGACAGGGUAUUUUCACACUGUUGGAUUCAGGUAUUUAUUUGUCUACCAUUAUCUUUCUUCUUCCUCGUUUUGUAAAGGGGCUGAUAUAUUUAAGUGCUGGACCAGUUUGGGAAUUUUAAAGCUUCCACCCAAAAUUAUACCAAGGGACUGUAGGUUUUAAGUUGGCAAUAAGAGGAGAAAAGCUACGAAGUGUUGUUGCCUCUGGAUAGUGAAGGGAAGAGUUUUGCUGCCUGUGGGGGUGUUCUUCUGGGAUAACCAUCCCAUGGCAUUUCAGGGGGGAUCAGUGCGGUGUCUGAGCCCUCUCUGACAGCACUUAAGUCUGGGAAAAUUGGUUAAAAAAAAGGAAAUUAAAGGCUUAUGAAAACAAAGGAGGGGGAGCUCCUCUCUUCAUCUGUGCAAACAGUGAGUGGAAAUCUAUCCGUCCCCGUGCGCGCCGGAGCAGGCAGGUUUCAGGUCCCAUCGAGCAACUUGAUGCCGGCUCAUUUAUGUCCCUCACCCGCCAAAUUAAAAAAAGGGAAAGGAAAAGGAAGGUGCCUGGCCUGGAGCUGUGGGCAGGGAGACGGGGACAAGUGAAGCACCAGCACCCCCAGGCGAAAGCGCUGCUGGCACAGAGCCAUGGCACUGAAACCCCUGGAACACUGGGAAUCAGGGAAACGGCUCCAGGCUUACUCCAAGGGCAGAGCCUGGGCUUCGGCAUCGUGUGGGAAGAAGGGACGGGGCCAGUGUGAAGCCCAGCGAGUCGGGGACAAGCCUGAUUUCACGGGGCUUUGGAUCAGGGUCCGACUUAAAAAGCAACGAGGGAUUUGUACUUUGAUCCUAUUUCCAUCAUUUAAACUUGCAAUAUCUUUACGUUUGUAAGAAAGUCAUAAUAAAACCAAUGCUAAACCUUUGUCCCAGUCCUUUUUGGGAAUCAACUGUUAGCAGUAAUACUAAAAACCCAAAUUGCAAAGCACUUUUCUACUGUUUAUUUUCUACCUUUCUUACUUUGAACUGUCAUGAUAUUGAAAUCCCACUGAUCCCACGAUUGUUAGCUCUGUAUUAAAAAAUAAUAAUAAAAUAAAACCCAGGUUUUUUGUAGUUUGCUCUGUUUAGAUUUUAGCCUGUGGCUACUUGUACAAGAAAAAUAAAAAUAGAAUAAAUGA